AUUCUAUCCUCACUGCCUUCUCUCUAUAUAAAGUCUUCGGUGUCUUCGUGUUGCAACCACAAAGCACUCACUUUUUUCCUAGUUUCUUUAUACAAUCUGCUUAGAGAAUGGCAACCCAAUGCCUUUCUGCUAAUAAUGAGAAAGUUAGAGAAGAGAAGAGAGUAGCUGAGCCAAAGGAUGAGGUGGCAGUUGAGGUUGAACCCAAGAGUGGGAUUUCCUUUCAGGUUAAACUAGAUGAUGGAAAGCAGUUGGGUUGUGCUGGUUUGAGGAGGAAGCAUGCUCUUGGCAUGAAUCUCAAGAUUUAUGGCUUUGGGAUAUAUGCAGAUAGUGAGAAACUGAAGGAUCUUCUGAAGUCAAAGAUUGGGGAAGCCCCACCAAAACCCACAGAGGAAAUGUUCCAGUUGGUAAUCGACAGUGAUGUCGGCUUGGUGGUGAGAUUGGUGAUGAUAUUUCCUGGCCUUAACAUGAGUAUGUUUAAAAAGAACCGUGAUGAUCGUCUUGUAGCAUCCAUAAAAAAACUAGAUGGUGACAACAAGAAUGAGGAGCUCGCAGACAAGGUCUUGGGUCAAGCAUCCGGCAGCAUUAAGCUACCAACCGGUUCUGGGAUGGAGAUUUUUCGGCUUCCAGGAUAUAUUAUCCAAGCAAAAGUGCUGGGUGAAGUAGUGAGCCAGGCUGAGGGUGAACUUCUGUGCAGGGCCUACGUACACAUGUUUCUGGGAGAUGAUCCCCUUGACAAAGAUGCCAAAGAAAAAUUUGGAACGUAUCUGCUUUCUCUCUUCUAAUCACACACUAAACUAAGGUUUAGUGAAUAAGGUUUACCUACUAGUGGGCUCUUUGGAGACACCAGAUGAAAUUUAGAUCCCUAUUGAGUGAGAAAUUGCUCAAUAAUAUGUAUGAUAAUGAGAAUGUGUUCUGGAUUCUAAUAUAGGAUCCAUCUGUCGUAAAUGGAACUUGCUGGUUUAUUUAGAGAUUA
Molecule: messenger RNA, 973 nt
Organism: Alnus glutinosa
Lineage: Eukaryota; Viridiplantae; Streptophyta; Magnoliopsida; Fagales; Betulaceae
Product: chalcone isomerase-like protein 1
Exons: 4
Coding region: 108-782 (224 amino acids)
Molecular function (GO): intramolecular lyase activity
Source: RefSeq, a predicted model, not a curated record